This is a messenger RNA of Schistocerca gregaria, 4532 nucleotides long. RefSeq names its product potassium channel subfamily K member 10. Gene Ontology annotation, cellular component: membrane. Gene Ontology annotation, molecular function: potassium ion leak channel activity. The record is from RefSeq and is a predicted model, not a curated record. Gene Ontology annotation, biological process: stabilization of membrane potential; potassium ion transmembrane transport. NCBI's taxonomy places the organism in Eukaryota, Metazoa, Arthropoda, Insecta, Orthoptera, Acrididae. The transcript has a single exon. Bases 22 to 1089 code for a protein of 355 amino acids.
GCGGCUGCAGUGUUGGCCGCGAUGCGGGGCGCGGUCGGAGCGGGCCGAGCCCGCGGCGGCUCGGUGCGCAGCCACGGCUCCUCGUCGGAUGCCACCGACGUGGACCCCCGCGAGCGCCUCAAGGCCUGCUGCCGUCGCCUCGUCGCCUUCAUGUGCACCCAGGUGGGGGUGGGCGCGCUCGUCGUGGGCUACGCGAUCGUGGGCGCCGUCGGCUUCAUGUGGCUGGAGCGCGGCCACGACAGUCCGCUGCUGGAGCAGGAGCGCACUGUCAUCGGCAUGCGGGCCGCCUGUGCCGACGAGCUGUGGGACCUAGUGGACCGGCACAACACGCUGGACGGCGCCGCCGCGUGGGCGCGCGACGCGGACGCGGUGCUGCGCCGCUUCCAGGACGUGGUGGCGCGCGCCGCGCGUGCCGGCUACACGGGCGCCAGCCUCGACAACACGUGGUCCUUCCCCGCCGCGCUCAUGUUCUGCCUGUCCGUGUUCACUAUGAUCGGCUACGGCAACCUGGUGCCCCGCACCUCGUGGGGCAAGGCCGUCACCGUGCUGUACGCCGUGUUCGGCAUCCCGCUGUACGUGCUGUACUUCAUGAACAUGGGGAAGGUGCUUGCGACGACGUUUCGCUGGCUAUACGCGCGCGUGCACGAGUGCAGCCGCGACAGGUCUCCGCGCCUGCGCCGGGGAGGAUCCGUGGGCCCCGCGCCCCCGCCGCGCCGCGUCAUAGUCCCGUCCACCGCUUGCCUCUGGGUCAUCGCCGCCUACAUCCUCGCCGGCACCAUCAUGUUUGCCGAGUGGGAAGGCUGGAACUACCUCAACAGCACCUACUUCUGCGUCACUAGCUUGUGUAAAAUUGGCAUAGGUGAUUUUGUGCCCGGUGCCAACAUCAGUGACUCGCACGGCGGCAGCCAGACCAAACUUGUUAUCAACUUCGUAUACCUCUUGCUGGGAAUGGGACUGGUGGCGAUGUGCUAUAAUCUCAUGCGGGAGGAAGUGCGUGUGAAAGUGCGAGAGGUGAAACGGGAACUCGGGCAGUGUCUCGAAGAUACCCGGACGCGUAUGGCGUACUGCACUGAGCCUUCGGAAAAUUGACAGCUUAGCCGUGGUUAUGUGCUUCGUACACUGACUUGCGACGAGAGGUGGCGCUUUAAGAUUUGCCACUCACUGUGAAAAAUACUCUUAGAAGUUUACGAAACUCAGCACUCACCUUAUGUGAGAGUAAGUUAUUUAACAAAAGCAUUUUUGCUAUUACUAUAUGCAAUGGGUACUUACAAAAAUGGACGUUUUCAAAUUUUCUGGCAUCGGCACCUAGCUUUGUGUCACACUGGGCUCGUGGAUGCCUUCUAGAAGAGGGGAGAAAAAAAUCGUCUGGUGCGUUUCGUUACUGCCUUCACUCUGCCGCUUUAUCUUUUGAAAACUUCUGACCCAGCAAAAACCUGAAGUUUGAAAGUAAACGGUAAUACAAAAUAAAAAUUUUAGUUCAAAAUCAUAUCCAGAACAGAAAAUAAUUUAGUGUGCAUGUCAUUGAAGCCGCGGAACACUCUUAAAAACAUCAAUUGGCUCAAAGUCUUCGCUGCGUGGCGGAUGUAACAACAGUUGCGAACAACGCGUCAUUUAAUGUUCUUGUAUACAAGAGAAAGCGUCUCUCUCUCUCUCUCUCUCUCUCUCUCUCUCUCUCUUUCUCUUAUUUUUUUAUGGAGCAGCAGUACUCCUUGUAAUAGGCCUCCAUGGCAGCUUCGAUUGUAUGGCAGGCUUCAGCUGCCUCACUCCCACAUCACUCUAUUGAGAAGUGGUUGCAGAUUGGCACUUCUCCCGGAGGUUUUCCAGAUAGGAAUCUUAACAUUCCCAAAGAUUGUCAGCACGACUUCCAGUGAAUGCCUGUCUUUGAACGUUUUCUUGUUCUGAGAUGACUGUCUGCUUCACCUCGCAGGUCGCGCUUUGAUCAAGAAGAGCAUCGUCUCCACACCCAUGAUGUCCUCUGACAUGUCUAGUACACGUGCUGCGAACGUCAGUCAGUUACCUUCAAGCUCAUUCGUUACCCCUACAGACAAAAUCGGAGUGGGUGAUAACUGUAUACGGAUCCGUGACUCGUGUUUAAUUCCAGUUAUUGUGUCAGCAAUGCCGUGCGUAAUGACACGAAUUUACUAGUCAGUCUGUUUACCUAUGUCUGUUCAGGAUAUUCGUCUUGUCACAAAUAUUGUAUCUUUGUUUUUUUAAUCUUUCCGCCCAUUCAAAAACUAUAUCUAUAUUUCAACGAUUGUAUUUCAUACUGUCGCAUUAUUCAGACUUCGAUUUCAAAUGUUUUCAAUCCUUCUGACCACAAUACAUGAAUAACACUUAGGGUGUGUGGCGGAGCGUAUUUCUGGUACAUCUCUGUUCCUCCUCCUCCUCCUCCUCCUCCUCCGUGUUCUAUUCGCAACUGGCACAUGGGAAGAUAGUCAGUAAACUUAUGUAUUAGCUCAAUUUUUUCGGAUUUUCUCGUUAUGCUCAUUUCUCGAGAGGUGUGUGGAAGAAGGUAAUAUGUUGUCUGAUUCUUCUUUGCACGUACGCUCUCGAAAUUUCGAUAGUAAAUUUCGUCGCGAUGCACAAUACCUCUCUUGUACCAUUUGCCAUUGGAGUUUGUUGAGCACAUCUGUAACUCGAGCGCCGACCAAAAGAUCUCGUGACGAAACUCACCGCUAUUCGUUGGAUCUUCUAGUUAGUUUCAUAUUACAUGGAUCGUUUUGCAUGAUAAUUUUUAGAUGAUGUGGGACGAGUGAUUUUACAUCCACAUCACAAAUUAAUUUGUAAAUAUGGUUACAUGCUGAACAUUUCUAAGUCGUUUUCUUUUUUAAAUUUUUUCUCUCUUCUAUUAAUCUAACCAGAUGAGGGUCCCAGACAGAUAACAAAUCCUCAAGAAUCGGAAGAAUCGCUUUGUGGACGAAUCACGUUCCCUUAAGAGUCUUCCUACAAACCUCAGCCUACCAUCUCCUUUCCGUGUUGUUUGUUGCAUAUGGUAAUUUCACUUUGUUGCACCGGUUGGUUAUUCCUAGGUAUGUUACGGCAGUUACUUACAGAUUCCAUUGUUUUGUCAUCAAUAGAGUAAUGGUAAAGCAGUGAAUUUAUGCGCAUAACAUUACAUUUAUUUACAUCCAGGACCAACUGCCAGUCUUUGCAUCAAUCCUCUACAGGUCUUCUUGCAGUUCGCUAGUCGUAUAGCAUUGUUGCCUUAUAGAUAACAAGCAUCAUCUGCGAACAAUCUCACGGACCGUCUGACGUUUUCCACUAGACUGUUGAUAUAUAUUGUAAACUGUAGAGGUUCUACCAAACUUCAUUGCAGUACACCUAAAAUUACCUUUACAUCUCCAGAUUUUCUGUCACAGUGAGCGCCGUUUCGAGUUCUUUCGGCGAGGAAGGCAUGAAUCCAGUCUUAAGUCUGGCUCGAUCUCGGUAAGCUCGUACUCUUUACACUAAACGACAGUGCGAAACUGUAUAAAAUCUUUUUGGACGCCAAUGUGUACAGCGCUUUGGAUGUCAUUGCUCACAGUACCAUCAUUGCAUUAUGUUGUUAAGUCAUUAUACGUAACUGAGUGUUCAGCAUGCCUUGACUGUCAUGUGAAAGACCCAGGUUCGCUUCUCCGUGGCAAUGGGUUGCACUCAACUUAAUGAGUUGUGUUCACGACCUGGUUGAAUGAAAAAUGGUGCCUCCAAGUCUCAGAAAGGUUACUGUGGUUUGGAUACUCGUUUGCUCGUCACACAUCUCUCCAGGCGGUGGUGGUGGUGGUGGUGGUGGUGGUGGUGGUGGUGAGUAGCAGGGUCACAUUCUCUCGAGGGCUUGAUUGUAGAGCUAGGUUUGCUUUUUUCACUUCAUGUUACUGUGCAUAUUCGGAAGAAAUGUGACAAAGGGAGAGUUAUUUAGAUAACAUAAAUAUUUGUUGUUUGAGUUGUAACGAGUUCUCUGUAUCUACUUAUUUUACAUGCUGAAUGUGUUGUACUUUUACUAGACUAUAUUUCGAAUGAACACAGACGAGAGAACAUGAAAAGUAAGCUUACAAUGAGUGAAGUCAGAACAAACUGAAAAACUGUGUUUAUUUCUUCAUCAAAUUCCUGACAAUGUUUGAUAUGUAGCUUUUCAUUUCCUCUUUGCUGAUGACAGAAUUUAAUUUCUUGGUUAAAAUCAUGAUCUAUGUAUUUAUUAAAGUGAUAGUAUAAGCUGUUAAAUAUUUAUAUUUUGUUUAAUGUUACAUAGUAAUUGAAAAAUGAAAUCUGAGUAACCAUUAUAGUGGCUAGACAAAACUCUCUUGUUUUUACUCUGAUUACCAUUUGAAAUUGGUAGCUUACUUAAAGUAAGUUUUCCUCUUAUUAGUAAAUGUAAAGGAAAAUAAAGUUCUGCCUGAAAUACAAUUGACACAUUACUGAUACACAGAUCAGUCUCUGUAGAUCAUUUUCUAAUGCUUUUAUUGGUAUUUUUUAAAGAUGAUCUAGAAAACUGAAAGCUGUGUUUUGUGGCAUGUGAGUUCAAAAUAUUAAAAACAAAUCGAUAAUUUUUUUCUUCA